Panonychus citri (citrus red mite) is the source of this 3823-nucleotide messenger RNA. It is a transcript of the gene Hsc70Cb, whose product is annotated as heat shock protein 105 kDa-like. Gene Ontology annotation, molecular function: ATP binding; ATP-dependent protein folding chaperone. The record is from RefSeq and is a predicted model, not a curated record. Lineage: Eukaryota; Metazoa; Arthropoda; Arachnida; Trombidiformes; Tetranychidae. Gene Ontology annotation, cellular component: nucleus; cytosol. Bases 413 to 2944 code for a protein of 843 amino acids. The transcript is spliced from 2 exons. Gene Ontology annotation, biological process: protein folding.
AUCUCCAUGUGGUUUCAGGAAAUUUCUAGAAAAAUUGAGAAAUUGUGUGUUUUUAACACAAAACACUAAUCACAAUUAGUAUUGGUUUUUAAUUGUCACAUACCAAAUCUCGUCUUGUGUUCCAACCUCUUCUGAUUCAAUUAUUCUUUAAAUCAAUUGUCAAUUUCAUCGUGAUAAUAAUCCUAAUCUUUUUUCUAUUCUAUACAUUACUUGAUUUAACUCUCUCUCUCUCUCUCACUCUCUUUCUUUCUCUUUCUUCUCUUUCUUUUGAGGUAUUACCUGGAUUCUUUGGAAACCUGUGUUCUGGCGUGUUGAUUUUUGCUGAUUCAACUUUCUCCGAUUGUCAUUGUCUUCUUUAUCCUUAUCUAAAUAAUUUAUUAUCAUCAUAUUCUAAUCACCAUACCAUUUAAAUAUGUCAUCAACUGGUCAACCAUCUACAGCAUCUAUUUGUGGUUUUGAUGUUGGUAGUGAAAACUGUUACAUUGGUAUUGCCGCUCAAGGUGGUAUUGAGAUCAUUUUAAAUGAAUAUUCCCAACGUUCAACGCCCGCUUUUAUAUCUCUAAAUGAUAAGCAGAGAGAGUUAGGUGUUUCUGCUAAACAGAAACAGUUAACCAAUCUAAAUAACACCUUCAAUGGACUUUCUCGACUGGUCGGUAGACAAUUUAAUGAAGUCACCGCCUCUGAGAAUUUGUCAUUUCCUGCUGAACUUUCUGAUACCGGUGAAUUGGCUGUCAAGGUUUGGAUCAAUGAUGAAGAGGUUACAUAUACAGCAACCCAAUUAUUGGCCAUGCUUUUUACCAAAUUACGUCAAGUAGCCAAUAAUGCUGUUGACUGUGUCAUCAAUUGUGGCAAUUGGUUCACUGAUGGUCAACGAAGAGCAUUAAGAGAUGCUGCUAUUAUCGCUGGUCUCAAUCCAUUAAGAAUUUUGAACGACAUGACCGCCGUUGGUAUCUACUAUUCUUUAUAUCGAGUUGGUAAUAAUACUUCAAAUGCUAUCGUUGGUUUUGUUGAUGUUGGUGCAUCAUCAACUCAAUGUGCUAUCAUCUAUUUUGAAAAAACUGUUCUUCAAGUUCUCGCUGUUGAAUACGAGCCUAACCUUGGUGGUAAACAUUUUGAUGCUCUCAUAGCUAAUCAUUUCAUUAAGGAACAAAAUUUAACCUUAUCCAAGAGAGCUUACCUUCGAUUGACCGCUGAAUGUGAAAAACUAAAGAAACAGAUGAGCGCAAACAGCAAUUCGUUGCCUAUUAACGUGGAGUGUCUUCAAGAUGAUAAAGAUUUCUCUGGUCGCAUGGAUCGAACAACUUUCGAAAAAUUGGCAGAAAAUCAUCUCACAGCCAUUGAAAAUGUAUUCAAGCGAACAUAUGAACGAGCAGCCGCUCGAUUCAAUGAACUGUGUGAGGAAAGAAAAAAGCGAGAAGAGGAAAACAAGGAUGCGAAAAAGAGUGAAGAAUCAAAACCAAUGGAGUUCAAGAUUAAUGUUGUUGAAAUUGUUGGUGGUGCAAGUCGAAUCCCAGCAAUCAAGCGAUUUAUCAAAGAUAUUUUUGGUGUUGAAGCUUCGACAACUCUUAAUGCUGAUGAAGCUGUUGCCCGAGGAUGUGCCCUUCAAUGUGCUAUGUUGAGCCCUUCUUUCAGAGUUGCUCGAGAAUUGCAAAUCGUUGAUUACUCAGCAUAUCAAAUUAACUGCAAGUAUUGGCAUGACUCGGAAAAGGAGACAAAAACUCACUCUGUUACUCCUCUUUUCAUCCGAGGAUCACCCAUGCCUUUGGCUCGUCAAAUCAUUGCUACUUGUAGGUCAUUACCAAUGGUAUUUGAAUUAGAAUACAUUUCAGCCAAUGGACACACCACAUCAAUAGGUCAAUUCAAAGUAAUCAGUCGCGAGCCGAUCGAGAUAACUGGAAACAAGUUGAGAGUUCGAGUCAAAUUAGAUGCUGAUGGUUUGGUUUCUGUUGUUGGAGCAUCAAUUCAACUUGAAGAUAAAACUAGUAACCAAGAAGCUAAAGCAAAUGAAAACAUUCCGAAAGAGCAAAUGGACACUGACGAUAACUCUAGAGAUGCAAAUGCUGACCAACAACCUGCACAAGCUGAAGGAUCACAAGAGAAAGAUUCACCUAAGGAAACUAAACAAUCUAAUAAGGUUAAACAUAUAACCGUUGAUCUAGUGGUUGAACCUCUUUGGUUACGAGGUAAACUAUCGGAACAAGAUUUAACCUCAUUACAAGAGACCGAAGCAAAUUUAAUCUUGAAUGAUAAGAAAUGGAAAGAGUUAGUUGAUGCUCGUAAUGAGUUAGAAGAAUAUGUUUACGAAUGGAGGGAUAAAUUGGAAGAAGGAAGAUAUGACUGUUACACCCAACCCAAUGAUAAACAAAGUUUCCUUGUCGAUCUCAAGAGUACCGAGCAGUGGUUGUACGAAGAUGAAGACGCAGGAUCAACCCAGAAACGAACUGUUUACACAGAAAAGUUGAACGGACUCAAAUCUAAAUUCAGUGAUUCAAUUGUUUAUAGAUUACGGGAACAUGAGACUCGUCCCGGUUUUCUUGAACAAUUGGGUAAAAGUGUUCAAAUGGCUCAAAAGUUGAUUUCUACUCCAGAAACAAUCGAUGCUGGUAAAAUGUCCCGACUAAAGGAUGCCUGUGGUGAGACACAGAAAUGGUUUGAAAAUGCUCACUCUAUUUUGGCUCAGGCACCAACACACGCCGAUCCACCGAUUACAGUUAAAGAUAUCAAAGAGCGAAUUGAUAAUAUGGAGAGUGCUAAUCGAGCUGUAAUGGAGGAUAUUCAGAAAAUUCGUUUAGAAAGACAACGUGAAGAAGAUCGUAAAAAGAAAGAGGAAGAAGCUAAAAAGAAAGAAGCUGAACAACAACAACAACAAACUCAAGCCGGCGGAGAUAAACCAACAGAACAAGGUUCUGAUCCACCAAACAAUCAACCCAUGGAAGUUGAUUAAACGAAAGAGAAUUAUUUUUUUUCUCACUCCUGAUUCACAAUUCAUUUACUAUUAACAACUAAAAAGCCUACGAAACUUAUUCUAAUUAAUGGAGUUAAUGUUGGUGAUAUUGAUCGGAUAAUCAUUUUCUUUUCGUUCUGGAUUCUUUGCUUUAAAAUUAAUAAUCUAACUUUAAACAAUCAUCACAAUUAACCGGUCACUUUUUCCUAACUCUUAUGUUUGAUUAUUUUCCGUUCUCUCGUUGUUUCUGUUAACCCUUUUUUUAUUAAUCUAAGCUUAAAUGAACCCAGUGAUUUAAAUGUGAAAAAAUCAAUACACACAGAAAGACAAUUUUUGUCAAUCAUAAUCUAAUUGUAAAUGUCCACCGUUAUCUCAUUCCUGUGAACAUUAGUCUUUUUGUAAUUAACCCAAUUUACUUUCUAUUCAACUUAAUUAAUCCUUUCAAUUUAGAGGCAACAUGAAUUCACCAACUUAAUGUUGAAAAAAGAUCACAAAAUGAAGCCUAUUUGAUUAUCAAUCAAUUUUGAAGUCGACAAAUUGAAUGGCAUUAACAAAUUUACGAUCUACUCUUUUACUAACCACAAGCGUUAAUUCAAUUGAUUUCAGAAAAGUUUAAAGACAAUUUAGGUUCAAAACGGAAACGGAAAGGAUGAGAAAUUCAUCUCCUUAUAUGAAUAAUAUUUACACGAAAAGAAAAUCUGAUUGUAAAAUUGUCUCUUUAUUUUGUUCUUGUCAUUGUAAGAUGAACAAUUAAUCUUAAUUAACCAAACCCACAGAGAGACAGUAAUUAACUGUGAUUAAAUUGUCCUUCGGUUUUUAUAAUAAUCAAAAUAAUUGACAAAAACAAUAACAAUUAAAAAGUAAACAAAGAAACUUGAA